Molecule: messenger RNA, 1455 nt
Organism: Boeremia exigua
Lineage: Eukaryota; Fungi; Ascomycota; Dothideomycetes; Pleosporales; Didymellaceae
Exons: 3
Coding region: 454-1455 (333 amino acids)
Biological process (GO): double-strand break repair via homologous recombination; DNA strand invasion
Cellular component (GO): centrosome; Rad51B-Rad51C-Rad51D-XRCC2 complex; replication fork
Molecular function (GO): four-way junction DNA binding
Source: RefSeq, a predicted model, not a curated record
UCCUAUCCUACAUGUGACCACAACCAGACUCAACCCAUCUUCCCUCCGUCCUCCUGCCUCGCCUUCCACCCCUCCCACGCCGUCGUCUCAACGCUCAGCCCGUUCUCACAUCUACCCAGCCGUCAGCAUCCCGCUCACGUGCCAAGCCCACCGCGCUGCACCUCGCGCAACCAGCAACUUACUGUCUCAACAACCGCACCACCUGCUCGCACACGAUAUUCGGCUUCCCGGUCUUCUCCGACACCUCGACGUUGCACUUGUACUGCACCAACUCUUUCAACGCGCAGUCGUGCAGGCGCACGGGCGGUUUCCGAGGCCUCCCGUUGGCGAGCACGUUGAUUUGGGAUUCGAGCGCGCUGAGGGCGUGGAUGGGUGUUGCUGGGGCCAUUGGAGUGGGGUUUUAGUGGACGGGGGAAGAGAGGCUGUGGGGAAGAGGAGGAGCUGUGGAAAGGGAUGGCGAUGAAUGAUGAUGUGGAGGCGAAGAGGUUGGGGGAGAAGCUGUUGUUGGAUGUUCAGGUUGAGGGAUUGAGCUCGAUUCUGAGUUCUCUCCGUGAACUGGAUGCUGAAGGCAACGCGAGCACAACCAAAACGCCUUUCGGGAUCCCAGAACUCGACGCUCUAACAUCAAGCUCCUCACCAGCAAUCCUCGAACUCAUCUCACCACCAUCUACCCACCACCCCUCCGGCGCCGGCAAAACCUCCCUCCUCUACCUCAUCAUCGCCCACGCCAUCCUCCCCCCCUCAUUCCCCUCGAUCCCGCACCUCAACGGCCACGACGCCGCAAUAAUCCUCCUCGACCCGCUCCACCACUUCAGCGUCCCGCGCCUCGCAACCACCAUCCUCUCCCUGCUGACUUCGCACCUCCCCGCCCCCGUCGACCCAGACACCAAAUCCGCCCUCACCACCCUCACAGCCCGCUGCCUGGCCCACGUCCACAUCUUCCACCCGACCUCCUGGCCCUCGCUGCUCGCCACCCUGCGCGCCCUGCCAACCUACCUCUUCACCGCCCCCCACCCCAGCGCGCACCGCCGCAUCCACUCCCUCCUCCUCGACGACGCCGACGCCUUCACCGCGUCCCUGCGCGCCGCGCCAGCCAUGAGCAGCACCACGGGCCCGCUCACCGCCGCAUCCCGCGCCCUCACGGCCGAAGUCGCCCGUCUCGCGGCCCUGCUGUCGUGCAACGCCGUGCUCACUGCGUCGGCGGCCGCGCCCUCGGGGUUCCGCGCGCUGGUGCCCGUGGCGUGGCCGCCCGGGCAAGAGGUCGUGCGCGUUGCGGUGCGGCGGGUGGGGGUGCCGCGGUUUGCGGCGGGGAUGGGCGUGCAGGCUGCCGAGGCGGAGCGCGGGCAGCGGUGGGAUGUUGUGCGGCGGGGGCGGUUUGAGUGCUGGCGGGUUGGGGGGGAGGGGAGGGGGGACGGGUUUGUGUUCCGCGUUGGGAGGGAGGGGGGUGGUGGUUGA